AAUGCCCUAAACUGUAACGGGGUUUAGGGUUUGCGGCAAUGUUUCGAGCGGUAAGGAGCUCGGGCAAGGCUCUGCAAGCACUGCACGCCAAUGCAUCCCGUGGCAGCGCUUCGCACGCAGUGCCGCACGCUAGCGAUGGUGGAUUCGUGAUUUGUGCUCGAGGGUACUCUUUCUUCCCCGCGAUUGGACCCCAUCUCCCGCCGCCAAAGGAAGAGGGAGCUCCAGAGGGGGAGAACAAGGAAGAUGGAACUUCUCCAACGACGGACGAUUUCUAUGACCUUCCAAAAGGACCAACGCACAAGGAGAUGAUUGCUGCGCGGCGUCACUACCUCAAGCGUCAAGCUCGCCGUGGUUUACUUCCACCCUCGAGACCGAUCCGGAAGCCAUCUUUCUAAGCUCACAAAAGAGGAAAAUCCAGCCGUGAAGCGCGUAGUUUGUUUUUCUUAGUAGUGUUUCAAAGGCCUCGUUGCUCUGGCAGCCAGGAAACUAUUCACGUAACUUAUCAUCCAAUUUCCUGAGGUC
Molecule: messenger RNA, 522 nt
Organism: Selaginella moellendorffii
Lineage: Eukaryota; Viridiplantae; Streptophyta; Lycopodiopsida; Selaginellales; Selaginellaceae
Exons: 5
Coding region: 39-395 (118 amino acids)
Source: RefSeq, a predicted model, not a curated record